Closterium sp. NIES-67 is the source of this 649-nucleotide messenger RNA. The record is from the annotation of a GenBank genome assembly. NCBI's taxonomy places the organism in Eukaryota, Viridiplantae, Streptophyta, Zygnematophyceae, Desmidiales, Closteriaceae.
UCAAAUGGCGGAAAUGACGUCCAUCGUACCAGCAUCAUUCUUCCCGCAACUUACCCCAUCGCCGGCACCUCCCGUCACUGCGACUACUACCGACGGCGUCUUCACUGCUGGUGCGGCUUACCAUUGCUGCUAUGGCUCUCGCGGAGGCAGCCAUCCCAAGUCACACCCCAGCCACAGCUUUGCGAGACUCCCAGCGUCCUACGCCAGCAACCGUCCUUGCUACCGGCGCCGUCACAGGUGCAGCGACAGACAUCUCGCUGGUGUCACCACUCGCACUGCGGCAAACUCCCUUCAGCGCCGGCAAUGCCUACGCGUCCAUAUCGCCAACCCAACAAACCACCACCCGCUUUUCGCCACCGCACCCACGCCCAUCCUCGUUAUUGCUCGCCCCGCGUUCGCCCGACGCAGCCUCCGCAUCAAUGUCCCAAUCCAGCCGCCCAUCUCUCUCUCCCGCCAGCAGCGUCAGCACGGCCAGCACCGGAUUCCCCGCCGUGAUCGGCGCUGCCCUAAGUCCGUCUCCUGCGUACCCCGGCGAGUCGGACUCACUCGAGCUUCGAGUGGCGCGAGGGACGGAUGUCACUGAAAGCGCCAUGUGGCGGCUGUGUGCCGAGGAGGUGGAGCAGCUGAAAGCGCUGCUGCUUGACGACGC